Molecule: messenger RNA, 1161 nt
Organism: Salvia splendens (bonfire salvia)
Lineage: Eukaryota; Viridiplantae; Streptophyta; Magnoliopsida; Lamiales; Lamiaceae
Exons: 4
Coding region: 268-912 (214 amino acids)
Molecular function (GO): RNA binding
Source: RefSeq, a predicted model, not a curated record
UUCGACUGGGUAAAGCAUCUACAAUGGUAACUUCAUCGCGGUCAUUUCUGUCUCACUAACAUCUGAGAAACCCUAAACUUCAAAAUUGAUUUCAAAUCACUCUAUCAGAAGCUCAUUGCUUGUUCAACCAGAAUUUGAGCUCAACAAUUAGCUCCUGGCUAUCGUUCUCGAAGUUUCACCGCCGGUAUUUGGAACCAACGUGAUACAUGAGCUGUUUGCUUCCUGAAAUCAAAAUUCAGUUUUCAGUUAUCGUUUUCACAAUUGAUUAUGGUGUUGGAGAGAGGCAAAAAAGGAAACCAAAAUUUGGGACUGAUGGGCAAUUCAUGUGAGGAAGAGUAUAAUGCAUUCUUGGAGAAGGUUAAAAGGACAAUUUAUGUGGAUAACUUGGCACCCCAAGUUACUGAAUCUGUGGUGAGAACUGCUUUUAAUCAGUUUGGGUAUGUGAAGAGUGUUCAGUUCAUCCCCGUUUAUCUCGAACCCAAGAAAGCGGCACAAUCUGCUCUUGUGGAGAUGGAAAACCCAAAACAGGCCGCGGGUAUCAUUGAGGAGAUGGGGAAAUUACCUUUCAUGAUAUUAGGGAUGCCACGGCCUGUCAGGGCGUCUGCUGCUCGACUGGAGAUGUUCGAUGAUCGUCCCAGGAAGCCAGGACGCAAAAUCAUUUGUCGUUGGUUGGACCCGAAGGAGCCUGAGUUCGAGGUAGCGAAGAAACUCAAGGCUGCAGUGGGAAGACAUGCUGCAGAAGCAUUAACAGUGCUCGAGGCGCAACGAGCAGAGGAAGAGAAACUUGCAAACCAGCAAAAGGAGAUAUUGAAAUCACAUUACAACAAGUAUGAACUGUUGCAGACAGUCAUUGAAGACGGAAGUGCUAAACGUUUGGGACGACAAUAUGAGAUGCCCCUUUCAGAUGCAUGAUCGUUGGGUCUGUGUCAUGUUCUAUGUAGACAAUUUAGGGAGUAAGGAAACCUUGUAGUGAUAUGUUUAUUCCAAAAUCCCCUAUAAAUUAUUUGGAUUUUCUCUUCUGACAAUGUUGCUUAUGUAUACAUUAGCUCCAUUUAACCAAAGUUUUUACUAUGUUUGUGGGAUGAAUCUCCUGCAGAGGCUAUGUAAAUUCUUAUUAUAUGAGAUAAGUGAAAUUCAAGUCUCUAAUAGUCUCCUUGCAAA